AUGGACAGCAGCAGCGGCGGCGGCGUCGUCCUCGACCCGAGACUCGACGCGCCGGAGGCCGAAUCAAGGAAGCUCCCCUCCUCCCAGUACAAGGGGGUCGUCCCCCAGGCCCAAAGCGGCCCGCUGGGAGCGCCCAGAUCUAGCGAGAAGCACCAGCGCGUACGUUACGUGCCGAGCGACGUGGGGAAGCUAAACAGGCUGGUGAUACCGAAGCAGCACGCGGAGAGGCACCUGCCGGCGCUGCCGGGAGCGGAGGGCGGGAGAGCGCGCUGGUGAGCUUUGAGGACGCCGGGGAGCGGGAAGGCGUGGAGGUUUGCAGGUACUC
Molecule: messenger RNA, 325 nt
Organism: Asparagus officinalis (garden asparagus)
Lineage: Eukaryota; Viridiplantae; Streptophyta; Magnoliopsida; Asparagales; Asparagaceae
Product: AP2/ERF and B3 domain-containing transcription repressor TEM1-like
Molecular function (GO): DNA-binding transcription factor activity
Source: RefSeq, a predicted model, not a curated record